Messenger RNA from Adineta ricciae, 1011 nucleotides. The record is from the annotation of a GenBank genome assembly. Lineage: Eukaryota; Metazoa; Rotifera; Eurotatoria; Adinetida; Adinetidae.
AUGGAACGCUCUCGUGGUGGUUAUCGUGGCCGAUAUCGUGAUCGACAUAAUAAUCAUGAUUUAAACGCUCGAAAUCAUUAUGACGAACGAUUAUUGCACAAAAAUUAUCGUCAACAUUCUUCACAUGAUAAUGAUUACGAAGGCAAUUACGAUUUGAAAAAUCCAUCGAAUAAUAGUUAUAACUAUCGCUCAACACGUACAUCCUUAAAUUCUCGACCUGUUUCAUCACGCAAUAGCCCAUCCAGUCAUUAUCGUCAUCAUCGUACACACGAUUAUUCAAUAUCAUCACAUCCGGCUCGUUCAUCAUCACCACCUUCUCCCUUUUCUCGAAUAACCAAUACUCAAUCAAAUUACCAUGAUAAACGGUCGCCAUCUUCCUCGCACUACAGUCGAUUAUCGAAUCAGUGGAAUGCACAUUCAUCAAUGUUUGAUGAACAAUCAGCAUAUUCCAAUGACCCAUCAUCAACAGCACUUUGUUACCGUCAAAGUCACUCUCCAUCAAUUAUGUCUUCCUAUCGGAACGAUGAUCGAUCAUUAGAUCACAGGCCUCGAGAUUCGAGUCAUGAAAUUUACAGACAUAAUCACCGCCGAUCUCCACCACCUCGUUCAUUACCUCCUCCGUUUGUUGUGCGUUCUGAUUCCUAUGCUGACAUUCAUCGAAAUAAUACACAUUUCGAACGGUAUGACAUGCCACCAAAUCGAUACUACGUCUCCUCGCGUGACAGUGUAACUUCAUCAUCUUUAUCUCGUCAUAAUCUAUAUCGAAGUUCAUCUAAUAUGUCUAUGUCUUCAUCUUCUCCGCAUACUCUUCGUGAGCAAUAUUCACCGGAUAUGAAUUACCGUUUCGGAACGGAUUUGAAAGAUUACGAACAUUCAUCAUCCAUGGAUCAUCAAGAUAGUCUCGUAAGAGACUAUUAUCCAUCGAAUCGUGCGCGUCCGAAUUUAAAACGUCCAAAUUCCAAUUACGAUGAUUAUGAACUCAUUCCAUCCAAACGAUCAACGAGACAAUAA